Sodiomyces alkalinus F11 is the source of this 1664-nucleotide messenger RNA. RefSeq names its product nitrogen permease regulator 2. NCBI's taxonomy places the organism in Eukaryota, Fungi, Ascomycota, Sordariomycetes, Glomerellales, Plectosphaerellaceae. The record is from RefSeq and is a predicted model, not a curated record. Gene Ontology annotation, biological process: positive regulation of autophagy; negative regulation of TORC1 signaling. The transcript has 3 exons. Gene Ontology annotation, cellular component: GATOR1 complex; vacuolar membrane. Gene Ontology annotation, molecular function: GTPase activator activity. Bases 111 to 1574 code for a protein of 487 amino acids.
CUCAUCCCAUUCUUCUUCAUCAACUCAUCUACCGACUUCAUAAUUCAUACACGUAUCAGUCGAAAUAUUCGGUGAAAGCACUUCCAAGACGGUUAAAAUAUGCAGUUAUCAUGAUCCAGGGAAUCUUUUACGCGCGGUUCUUACUACAGCAAGGCCCCAAGAUAGUCGCCCAGUCUCCGCCGGACUGCAUCGUAACCCCCACCUCCGUCUCGUCAUCAAACAACCAAGCCCUCUCUCCCACAGCCCCGACCACCACCGGGGCGACGACGACGGCACCGGCACCGGCACCGGCCCCCAAGCCGCCGCUGAUUGACUUCGACGUGCUGCGGGAGUACAUCAUCCCGCGCAAGGCCUUCUGCAACCGCUUCAUCACCGUGCAGGACCCGGAAGGCCGCUACGCCGUGCUGGGGUUCCCCGUCCUGAUCACGCACGCCAAGUACCCGCGCAACGAGUUCAUCUUCAAUUUCGGUCUCGUGCUCGAUGCCGACGCCGAGCAGGCUUCGUACGAGCGCGUGGUGCGGCGGCUCGCCGUUACUUUUGCCGAGAUGGAGAAGCAGGACGAGUAUCUGAGCCAGCAGGAGACGGAGGACUGGAGCCGGCGCGGCUAUGGGCUCGGCGGCUGCUACCGCGGUGGGGCUGGGGCUGGGGGUGGUGGCGCUGGUGCUGGUGCGGGUGCUGGCAGCAGCACUUGUGCAGGGGAGGAGAAGGCCAUUGUGGGAGGGGUUAAAAAGGUGGGUGGUGAGAGGAGGCCGAUAGAGAGCUUGCUGGAGAUUGUGAGGGAGGACCUGAAUAACUACGGGGAGUGCAUGAUUCCUGUCGACGACGCAAACACAAUCAACAUGAAGCUCUUCCCCCACCACCCCCCGCCCCCCCUCGUCAAAGGCUGGCACGUCCCCGUCGCCAAAACAAAGCUCGCCUCCCUCGUCGACCCGACCUGGGACCUGACGCUCCAAAAAGUCAUCGCCCACAUCGACGGCGUGUCGGACGUGCGCCGCAUCGCCUUCCAGGCCGACGUGUCGCUCGACCUCGCCACCCUCGCCCUCCGCCACCUGCUCCGCUACGACGUCAUCCUGCUGCUGGACCUCUUCUUCUUCGGCUCCUGCUACGCGCCCCGCGCCCACGGCAUCCACGACUUCGUCGCCGACGCCGACGGCAUGCAGGACGAGUGCGCCGCCUACGUCUCCUGCGGGCCCGUCAAGGUGCCCCGCUUCCGCCUCGUCCGCCUCAUGACCUCCUUCUGCGUCGGCAAGAGCGUCAUGGAGUGGAUCCGCGGCCACCAAGAGGACGGCUUCGACGUCCUCCGCUUCGUCGAUGUGCGCAGGCUGGUCCAGUUUGGCGUCAUCAAGGGGUGUCUUUACCGCGUGCACAAGUACGUCGUUAGCAAGCAGUAUCUCGCUGCCCUGGCCACGGGCCAGGCGAGGCCCGCCGGGGGGGAUCCGUUGCAGAAGUACACGGAUGGAUGUCAUUCUUUCGAUCAGAUCAUCACCGAGCAGAACUUGUCUGAUGCUGAGAUUAUGGAGAGGUUGAAGCAUCUCCCUCUGCCGAACGGGGAUUUGACCGUGUUCUAUCGGUAGGCCGCGGGUGACGGGGUUGGUGACGAGAGGGCAUACGACAUACAACAUACGACGGAUGAAUCAUACCACUUGGGAAAAGGCAAGGAUAUG